Paramuricea clavata is the source of this 6123-nucleotide messenger RNA. NCBI's taxonomy places the organism in Eukaryota, Metazoa, Cnidaria, Anthozoa, Malacalcyonacea, Plexauridae. The record is from the annotation of a GenBank genome assembly.
UGAACAUCUUCAAAGAGAAGUAAAAAAAGAAACUGAAGAAGGACUUUAACAACAGUGCAAAGAUUAUCAGGCAAUAUACACAAACAAUACAAUGAAAAUCAAUAAGGUAUGUCGUGAAUUAGUUCUUUUCUUCUAUUCGACAAGCUAUUUUGGAAAGUGGCUAUACCAGUAAUUACGACCAGUCUUUUAGCUCUGGAGGUCUUAGUUUUCAAGACACCCUGGCCAAGUAAUAGCAUGUGUUAAUGUUAAUGUUAAUCUUAAUGGUUUAUUAAAUACUUGACUGGCAAUUUUAUACAAUAAACUGAUUGAAAAACUCAAGUUGUCUAAGACUAAAAAUGUCAGACGUUCAUUAAAACUAUAUCACUUGUCAGUAUAAUACAUUAAAAAGUAAAAAUAUUUACGGACAAUUAUCCCAUCUUUUCACACAAGACGGCAAAAAACUGUUACUAAAACGCUUGCCCUUAGUUCUACACUUGAACAAUCGUAACUUUCGAGGAUCGAUUUCUCAGAUCAGUCGUAAUGGUGGACAAUGUAGGUAACUUCAAUUCAGAUAGUCCCUGACUGUACGAUAAAUAUAUGCGGGUAUCGUUCGUACGGCACGUCGUUGUAUACCCUAAACGUUGUCUUUCAUGGAGGAUGUCAAAGAAAAGUGCCACACGGGACAUGCUGUAAAAUAGGACUUAGGAAACUCUGUGGCUGUUGAAGAUGAGAUUUCGUAAAUUGUACCGAGACAAGUCACUAAUCAUGACUAAGAAAAACAUCGGGCCGAGUUUACUUCCUUGUGGGACACUUGCAAACUAUUAUAAAACGAAAGAAAUAACUCGGUAACCGUAACAGUAUUGAUAUUAUUUAAUAAUACAGCACAAAAUUCAGCAAGAAAGUACAAAAGCGGAAGUGGGAGGGUUGUGAUAUUUUGACCGUAAUUAUGUAAUAUGUAAAAAAUGUUGCACGCAUGCAGCCAGAAUAUGUUCGGGCGAAAUAUGCAGCUGUGCACCAGUUUGAGAUAGAGAAGGUAAAUAGAAAAGUUAACGUGCCGAACACUUCGAAAUAAUACAGGGAUACUGACUACCUGAACAAUAUAUGGAAAAUUACAUUUCGAGCGAAGGCCCUUCGUUUGGAGUUAAUAGCGGGGAAAUUACAUGAAAUAUAAAGGCGAUCACAUGAGAAAAAAUGAACCAAUCAGAUGGAUAUAUAGUCAAAACAAAGUACAAACAAAAAAUGUAAAUCACAUUACAAAUAUAUUAUAAAUUUCCACGUCACAACAUUAUAAUUCAUAUUUACUUGCCAAAAUACAAUAUCUUGUUGAGCUGGGGCCGGUUGCAUCAAGCCCAUUUAGCAUGAACGGUAGAUAAGUCAAAAUUAAAUAACACUCUUAUAUCUUUCGUGAACCAGUCAACUUAAAUAUUAUGCACUAAAUAAAAGUAGUUGUAAACAUUAUCGUUCUAUUAAAGUUCAAAACUUUUAGUUUGGUUGUUGAAUGAAUCUAUAGACUAUAGACUUGCUUUCUAUUUUGAGCUUAACCACCGUUUAAACUUUCAUAUACGUAGGAGCUCUUUGACCACUUUGAUUUAUGCUGCGCAAUCAACUACUAAUAUAUAAUUCUGUUUUAUACAGUACGUUCGUGUAGCGCACCGAAUGUAUUAAUUUAUUCACUGAAAUCAAUGCAUGGGGUCUGUUUUCAGUUCUACUUGUAAAAGAUUAAGGCUUUCAUUUUUGUUUUGCAGCCAUCAAUAGUGUCAAGUAUUUAGAUAGUGAAUACUUGCAGUUUUAGACUAAUGCUUUUUUGAAAGGCAAAUCGUAAAAUUAUAGUAUGUUAGAGAAAUAAUGAUCAAGUGUUAAUUUAAUAUUGUAAUUCGGGGGGAAGGGGGCGAAGGUGCCCUUUCAAUUUAAAGGAUUGCCUUGGCUAAAUAGCGAAUUGUCAGAAAUGUUAGUGCGAUUCUUUUACGAAUUUGCUUCAGAAAACGCAAAAAAUGCAGUUAUCGAGCUUCAAGAAUUGCACAAUCGCCUGGCGGAGAACCCCCUCAUGCACACCCCUAUCAUCCAAUAAAUAGAAAACAUGAAUAGGCGAAGUUCAACUCCCGAUGUUUUGCAAACAUAUCUUAGUAUAUAUCAAUUCAAAAAUGCCCUUUCACGAAAAUCUGCCCCCCUUGCCUUCGAAAGACACUGUUGGCAUUUUCCAGAACUAUUUAAUAUUAUAUACAAACAGUUCAGGCAGCGGAUUUCGUUAAUUAUAACCAAUCUGCCACCCUGCAGUGAUAAAAAUUCACAUUUUGUUUGCAUAUUACAUAAUUUUACAAUUAUAACAUGAUAUUUCUUACUUUUUUUUUCUCAAGAAAAAGUGGAUUGCAUCAGAACUGCUGGUGGUUUUUUUACUGUUACUCGAAACAAUUGUGGAAAUUCAAGGCGCACCCGUGUCGGCAAAUACAGGUAGUGUAUGAUAUAUUCAUUAAUCAUUAGGCUACAACUUUACUAUUAUAUAUUUAUGAUUUAAAUAUAUACAGGUAGUGCAUGAUUUAUUCAUUAAUCAUUCCAACUUUACUAUUAUAUUUAUGAUUUAAAUAAAUACAGGUAGUGCAUAAUAUAUUCAUUAAUCAUUCCAACUUUACUAUUAUAUUUAUGAUUAUGAUUAUCAUUAUCAUUUCUAGAGCGCAAAUUUCCAUGUAUGGAUAUGAUCAAAUGCGCUUUACAUCAAGUUUUUGCGCUUACCUAAUUCUUAACUUAGCCUAGACUAUUUUAUCUAUACCUUUACAACGAUUGCAAUAUUAAUUUUUUUUUUCUGUGUUGGUGUUGUGUACUCAGGUGAAUAAUAUGUUUGCGAUGUUACUCUGAGUGCAUAUCCACACCGGGCGAGCUUGAAAAAUAUGCCCGGCCACGGUGGGAUUCGAACCUACGACCUUUGGAAUACUAGCCCACAAACAUAAUUGCAAUAUUGCUUUCUUAACUAUGUUUAUCCCAACCCACCCUGUCAACUUUCCCUGUGGAAGGAAACCAGAGCACCCGGAGAAAACCAACAACUUUCGGCAGAGCGUUUACUCGUAGCGAGAAUCGAACCUACGAACUCAGACGUGAAAGGCGCGCUUGCCCGAACGACACCGAAGCUCUCAGUUCAUUACGAACUUUACUUUAGGUGGUUAGUUAGACGGACGUUUAAAUAUGCACAAUAGUUCGUACAUAUAAAACAAAAUAAAGGCAAAUGAAAAGCACUGGUCGGGUUAAAACUAUUUCCGACCUGUGCACGAUUCAAUGAUCCGCAAAUUGAUCCGAGAAAUGAUCGCAGCUGUUUUUGCUGACUAUCUGACCUUUACCUGCGACUAUUCCUGAUUAUAAAACAGAUAUUUUUAAUAUAGAUCAUUUGCAAGAAAGUACACUUUCUUAAAAAGUUAAUAUUCAAUCUUGCACAACGUUGGAAAAAUAUUAUUUAUUUACGAGAUCACGUGAAUAAAUAUUAAUGUUAAAACUCUUCCCACGAUGCUGUAGUAAUAUUUGUAGUAAGAUGCUGUAGUAAUAUUUUCAAUUGCAUCGCAAGAUAAAUGGAAGAGUGCGAUAAAAAUAUCGUAUCACUUGUGUGUUGUUUAGGCGUUUAGGACUGCUAAUAAUAAUAAGCUCCUGCAUGCAUAAUGUCAAUAUCCAAAUCCGUUGAUCGGCUGAAAUUUGAUAAAUGCGCAUAAAUCUCAUCCAAUUUUAAAUUAAGAAUAAAGUUAAUGAUAAUUGAAUGCCAAAUUUUAGCUUGGUUUCUUAGGCCCAUCAUACCAAAGUGUUUUGUAUAACAUUUUAGCUGGAUCUGUCCUAUGUCCUGCUCCGUCUCCUGGAAGUGUUUGUCGGGAACCUGAAGAUACAUGCACAAAUCAUUCAGAGUGUAAAUUGUCUUCGCGCGGAAACAAAUGGAUUGGCUUAUGUUGCCCCCAUCAUGCUUGUAAAGGGAAAAAAGUUUGCAAGGAUGUUCGCUGUAAGUAUGUUGUGAUGCAGUUAGUAAUCAUACUUCCCAUUAUUACAAUUAUUGCAAUUUUAAUUUCGAAAAACUGUGCAGGGAAGAGCUCGACUACAAAAUUUUUCAAGCGCAAUGAUUAAGGUUACGUUCGUGAAGCGCGAAUAUAUUGCGGUCUUUAGUUCUCAUUUAAUUUGUCGUGAAUCGGACAGUUCUUAUAAGAAUCGUAAAACUAAAUUAAGUGGCCACUUUUGCUAUCGAUCAAUUUCGCUCUCCCUGAUUGCUAGAGAUGAAAAAGCGUUAUUAUUAAUAUAUUUUGUGUAUUCUUUUUCUUUGUAGUACCCACUCCAUCUACUACGAUCCGUCCUACCACAGAAUAUAUCACAACUACGGAAUAUACAACACAAUCAAGCACCAUGUCGAGCACAACGGACAUUACAGCGUCGACAGCGCCACCUACGAAUCCAGUAACUACACAAACGGACCAAUUUACUACCACUACAUCAAGUACCAACAAGCCUACUAGCGUUGCCAAAACGACUAGCACAGAAAAAUAUUCUUCUACACAAGAAUCAAGUACUACUGAAUCUCGGACAACAACAACGGAUGAGAAAAAAUCUACCAUUGCUUUACCUACAACAGAAGUAGAAACAACAACUGCAGAACGUACCACUGAAUUUCCAACAAACACCAGGAGAACUACGACCGAAAUGCCAUCAUCGACAACACCAACAAUGACAGUUGUAACAACAUUAAUAACACAAAAACCUAGACCAAGUCCAUCUACAUGCAGUCAAAACAACGCCAAAGAUAUUUUGUUUAUCAUAGAUGGUACAGUUAACUACAGACAUCAUUGGGUGACUAGAAAAAAAGAAUGGAAACAGAUAAAACAUUUUGUCAAGGAAGUCGUUUCGGAGUUGAAUGGUGAUAAUUCUAGAGUUGGUGUUAUGCAAUAUGGUGGAAGACGAAAGCCUAAGAUGGAGGUUGAUCUUUCGGCAAGAACUAGUACUGCUGACCUAAUUUAUCGCAUUGGAAAUAUAAGACAGAUUGGUGGAGUGAAAAGAAUGACCGGAAAAUCACUGGCUAUCGCAAGAAAUAAAGUAAGUUAACAUCAUGUGCUGUGAUGUUUGACGUAACUAAGAUCUCGCAUAGUUAGCUUUUAAUAGCUAAUAUAUACUUAUUUGAUGAAUAAUUGUCAUAUCUCCUAUUUUUAUUCUAAUAUUGAUGAUUUUCACUUUAUAUUCUAGUUCUAUAAAUUGAACUCGCUCUACAAGCGUGGUAGUGCACAGGAUAUUAUCGUUCUGAUCACGCGUGGAAAACCGUCUGACAGGAAAGAAACUUUGGCUGAGGUGGAACUGCUAAAACGGAAAAUGAUACGAGUAAUUGCUAUUGGAGUGGCUCCCUAUCCACGCUAUUUGAAAAGUUGUCUACGAAACAUUGCAUCAUUCAAGGAAGACGCAAUCACCACAAAAUACAGUGAACUCGCCAACAAGAAAAUGGACGUCCUCGAAAGGAUUUGUCUGCCAGUUAAACUACCUGGAAGUUCUUAUUAUUAUUAUUAUUAUCAUUAUUAUUAUUAAUGUUAAACACUCCCAAAAGGGUUUUUCAGUGUUCAUUACAAAAGUCAUAAGAAGUAAUUACUUAAAUUAUAUUCUAAAAACUAUGUAUUAAUAUACUAUUUACUCUAAAAUUUAAAUCUAUAAUAUCAAGCUAUUCAUAAUAAUCUAGCCAGGGUAAAAUUAAAUACUUAUUAUAGUAUAGUUAAUACUAUUUAAUUUAAAAUUUAAUCAGUAAAAGGUGUAAUUCAGUUCUGCUCAUCAAAAAAUUGUUCAACCAAGUAACUUCGUAGCUCAUUUUUAAAACGUUCCAAAUUGAAAUUAUGGUUUUUUAACCAUUCUGGCAAACUGUUGCAUAAACAAGCGGCUCGGACAAGUUGCCCUAUAUAAAGGUAUUUCUAACAAUCCAUUAGAUAUUGUGUUCAAAUUAUGUAAUUGUGAUCUUGUUUGAAGAAUACGACAUAAAUAUGAUGGGACCAUGCCAUUAAUGCAUUUAUAAACCAUUACUGUAUCUCGGAAUCGCAACAUAUAAUUGACUGGUAACCAGUUAAGCCGUUUUAAGAAUGGCGUGAUGUGAACAAAUUUUUUUGUGCCAGUGACAAUACGUGCUGCAAAGUUCUGAAACUUUUUGCAAUUUUGUAG